Brachypodium distachyon (stiff brome) is the source of this 1718-nucleotide messenger RNA. Its product is annotated as putrescine hydroxycinnamoyltransferase 3. Gene Ontology annotation, molecular function: acyltransferase activity, transferring groups other than amino-acyl groups. Bases 74 to 1483 code for a protein of 469 amino acids. The transcript has a single exon. NCBI's taxonomy places the organism in Eukaryota, Viridiplantae, Streptophyta, Magnoliopsida, Poales, Poaceae. The record is from RefSeq and is a predicted model, not a curated record.
ACUGAUCCUACUGUAUACUUGCUACGCUAGCUGCACAGAGCCACACUCACACAGUCCACAGAAGCAGGCAGCAAUGGAGGUAGCUAGCGGACUGCUCCCUGUGCAAUCGUCCAAGCUGAAGCUCGACAGGUCGACCUCCAAGGCUGCAACAAUGGAGGUUCAGAUCCUGAGCUCCAAGCUCGUCAAGCCUGCUGCUGAGCCCACCAACAAUGACACCCUGGCCGAGCCCGAGUGCAUCCCUCUUUCUGUGUUCGACAAGGUGACGUACCAAAUCCAGAUGGCCAUCAUUUACGCCUUUGCGCCGCCGGCACCUACCACGGCAGCUCUCGAAAAGGGCCUCGCUUUAGCCCUCGCUGACCACCGGGCCUUCGCGGGCCAGCUGGUCACCCGUGAAGAGGGCCCGGCGGUGCUGCUCAACGACCGUGGGGCGCGGGUCGUGGAGGCCCGCGUGGACGACGCGGACCUCAUCGACGUCGCGCCGCCCAAGCCCAAGCCGGAACUCCUGAUGCUGCACCCUGACCUUGCGGUGGAACACGAGGAGGUCGUGGUGCUGCAGCUCACCAGGUUCCGGUGUGGCUCACUCGUUGUCGGGUUCACGGCCCACCAUGCAGUGGCUGAUGGUCGUGGCACCAGUAGCUUCCUCGUCGCCUGGGGCCGGGCCACCAGGGGCCUUGAUAUGGGCCUCCCACCGUUGUACCACCACGAGGGGCUCUUCAUGCCUCGGCUUUCGCCGCGAGUCGAGUUCGACCACCGCAACAGGGAGUACUACCUCCCGCCAUCGCCUUUCGCCGUCGCCUCCAUUGCCGACAAGGAAAGUAUUCUUGUCCACAAGGCUCACUUCACCAAGGACUUCAUCGCACAUCUCCGUGCCGCCGCCUCACAUGGCCUGUCCCGUCCAUUCAGCCGGUUCGAAACCAUCCUGGCCCACAUAUGGCGCACCAUCACACGCGCGCGGGGCCUUGCCCCAAACGAGACCUCGACAAUCCGCUUGUCAGUGGACGGGCGUGACCGCCUCGGUGUCCCGGCCCGGUACGCCAACAACCUCGUGUUGUGGGCAUUCCCGCACACCACAGUGUCCGACCUCCUAACCAAACCGCUGAUGCACGCCGCGCAGCUCAUCCACGACGAAGUGGGGAGGGUGGCUGACGCGGGGUACUUCCAGUCAUUUAUUGACUUUGCAUGCUCCGGCAACAUCAAGGAGGAAGGGCUCUCACCAAGUGCUGCCCUAAAUCUAAGGGAUGUGUUGUGCCCUGACCUGGAGGUGCACAGCUGGCUCACCUUCCCGUUCUACGACCUGGAUUUUGGCACAGGGAGCCCCGCAUACGUCAUGCCAUCCUACUUCCCGGCGGAAGGGUUGAUAUUCCUCAUGCCAUCUUAUAUUGGGGAUGGCAGCAUUGACGCCUUUGUGCCCGUGUUUCAGGACAACCUAGAAGCGUUCAAGCAGUGCUGCUACUCCAUCUCCAUGGAUGGAGAUAGUAGCUAGCUAGGAAUUAAACCCAUGGCGCACAAAAUAACGUUCCAAAUAAAUAGAGCUACCCUAGCUCACUCGUCAAUAGAGCGCGGUCAAAGAAUAAAACUGCAGGUCAAUGCAGUGCACGUUCCUUUCUUGCUUAUGGCCGGGAUUAGGGCGUUUACGUGAUUGAUUUAAUUAACAGUUGUUUGUUGGGUCUUUAAACAUGUUGUAACAAGUGUUGGAAUAAGAUUGUCAAUCUUCGCCA